Messenger RNA from Penicillium angulare, 2439 nucleotides. RefSeq names its product SWI/SNF chromatin-remodeling complex subunit SNF5. Gene Ontology annotation, biological process: chromatin remodeling; regulation of transcription by RNA polymerase II. Gene Ontology annotation, molecular function: transcription coregulator activity. Lineage: Eukaryota; Fungi; Ascomycota; Eurotiomycetes; Eurotiales; Aspergillaceae. Bases 1 to 2439 code for a protein of 812 amino acids. Gene Ontology annotation, cellular component: nuclear chromosome; SWI/SNF complex; nucleus. The record is from RefSeq and is a predicted model, not a curated record. The transcript is spliced from 2 exons.
AUGCCGUCUCCUGUGUCUGCGAGUGGCUCCGUGGCUCCAGAUCAAUCACCUACCGGUUCCCAACUUGGCAUUCAAAAUGGCUCUGGUGGGUCUGAUACUGGAGCUGGAGUAGACUCCGCCGGAUUAGGGGUGCAACCAUCGACCAACGGCCAGGCAAACGAUAUAACUGAGGAUGGCAAGCAGAAUGUCAAAUCAACGUUGCCAACGUCCGGUGCGUCUGCGGAUUCUGCCGGUGAUGCCCAUGGCACGCCCCAAUCAAAUGGUACCACUAGUUCCGCGCAGAGUCGAAAACGGUCUCGCGACGGAUCUGUUAUUCAGCCCAGUGAUGUCACGGGGGAAAUGGUUGUCAGGACACGCGAAACUCCCGUAGAGAAGAUUUUGCUAGAAAACUAUGUCAACCGGGAGUUUGAGUAUUCAGCUGCGACUGCUUGGCAUAAUCCAAGCCAAGAGCUUCAACGAGAGAAACGAGCUGAGCGUGAUUUCUACCUCCAACUACGACGCGAGAACCAAACAAACCCAGCCGCAUUGUUUGGUGUAGGUUAUGAAGGAUUUGGAAACCCACGCACGGAUUUGCGAAACCAUGCGCCCCAGCUCUUGUACCCAUCCAAUCGGCGCCGGCCCGGAAAUCGAAAGACCAGGGAGUUGCGAGUUCCACGCCGGGACAUGAAGGUGCAAAAUGAGCAGAUAGAGGAUUUAGUACCCAUUCGUCUGGACAUUGACUGGGAGAAGGUCAAGAUCCGCGAUACCUUUACUUGGAACCUACACGAUCGUGUUGUUUCACCCGAUCUUUUUGCUGAGAAGCUAGUUGAAGAUCUUGGCCUUGCUUUGGAAACAUCUGCUCCUCUGUUGCGUCAGAUUUCCCAGAACAUCCAGGAGCAAUUGAUGGACUAUUACCCACAAAUUUACAUGCACGAGGAGGCCCUCGACCCACAACUUCCCUACACUGCCUACCGAAAUGAUGAGAUGCGAAUCUUGAUCAAGCUGAACAUUACCAUCGGUCAACAUACCCUUAUUGAUCAAUUUGAAUGGGACAUCAAUGACCCGCAAAAUUCCCCCGAAGAGUUUGCACUCCAUAUGACCAAUGACCUUUCUCUCUCUGGCGAAUUUACCACCGCUAUCGCCCACUCCAUUCGAGAGCAAUCUCAGCUAUUCACUAAGUCGCUCUACAUUGUCGCUCAUCCAUUCGAUGGCCGCCCUAUCGAAGAUCCUGAUCUUAGCGCCUCCUUCCUCCAAACACCUGUAUCCUCAGCGUUCCGACCCUACCAAGCUGCUAAGGAACAUACGCCUUAUCUUUAUGAAUUGAACGAGGCAGAUCUCGAAAGAACCGAAAUAUCCAUCUCUCGGGAGCAGCGUCGCCAGAAACGGUCCAUAAAUCGUCGUGGUGGCCCUGCUCUACCGGAUCUAAAGGAUCGCCAACGAACGAUUAGGACAUUGAUUGUUUCGACGGUCAUUCCGAACUCGGCAACAUCUAUGGAAGAAAGUAAUGUGAUCAAACGUACAGGUUCUAGCCGUCGUCGCGGAGUAGUUGGACAACGGGAUGAUGAAUCUGAUGACUUUGAAAGUGAUGACUCGGAUGAAGGCUCACCGGCUAUUGGGCCACACUUGUCUCAGGGCACCGCUCGUACAAGGGGUAUGAGAGGAGCUGCUAAGGAGGCCCAUGCGGCUCUUCGUGCUGGUUUGGGACAGUCCGAAACUCCAGAGCCGAUACUACACGAACCUCGGGCAUCUUCUCGACGACAACAGUAUCGAGAAGAGAGUAUAGAAGAGCCAGAAAAGUUGGUUCUGAGGCUCAAAUUACCACGAGACAAAUUACUUUCUCUACGAAACGGACAACGAAUUGCCUCUGCAGCUCAAUAUUCUGCACCAGCCAGCUCUAUGCAGCCGAGCCCUAUGGCACCUCCUUCCGAUAAGCAAGGGCGACCCCUUGGACAAAAUCCCCCUCGACCUCAGCAAACUGGCGCUGUCGACGCGCCAAAUCCUCCUCAGCACGGUGUUCCCGGUCCCCCACCUCCCAGCUGGCUCGUGGCCGGCCUCCAAGGGCUUAAACAGGCCCACCCAAAUGACUCAUUUGAGGGCGUGAUGCGUUAUUCCGCUGUCGACAUGGAAACUUUAGUUCCCGUAACAAAUACCAACAACCUACAGCCAGGGCAGAAAAUCAAAUAUCAAUAUUUACCUCGAAUCCGCUGCCAUGACUGCCCUGGCAAGCUGUAUACACCGGGUCCUGGCAUGACAGUCGACAACUUUGAGGUUCAUCUUCGAAACCGGCAACACAAAGAACGUGUCGAAGAACGUAUUUCGAAGGCUGGCAACACCCCAGCCAACCCUAACCUUGGCAACGCUAGCCCUGCCCCUGGGGCUCAAACCUCUGCUAGUGCGAGCCCUGCCCUUGGCGUGAUGGCGAACCCUAUUGCGUCGCCAUCUCCUGCCAACGUGCCCUAG